GGUUCGGCCUUCAUAUAAGGCAGUCGGGACCGAUUGUCAAGCGCGUGCAGGGCGUCAUACAUGCCCCUCAAGGAGCGGAAGCAGUCCUCACCCUGCAAUCCAAGUCUCAGAACCCCUGCAUGCAAGGGACAGGCCUCAUCGAACUGCUCGCUUACUCUUUGUACUCCUUGCUGUGCUCGUCAACCCGAGGGUGUCGCUGUCUGUCGUUACCAGUAUCACCGAAAAGCACGCUUAGCACACCAAUCCUCAUCGCAAUCUCCAGCGACUGCACCUGCACCUGCACCAUUGGCAUCGACCUCUGGCGACACCCACCUGGGCAACUCUUCUCCUAGUAAGCUUGUGGCCACCACCUCCUCUCCUGCAUCACAGCCCCCCUCCGAUUCCGCAUUGUACGCCAAGCCACUCGCAAAUACUUGGUCUGAGAAACAGGCCCUUGUUGCACAUGUCGAGCGUGCUCAUGAUAUCGCACGUCGGGAGGAGAAGGCGAAGAAGGAGGUUGAGAGGCAGGGUAUGCAGGAGCAUAUGUCACGGACGGUUACCUUUCGGAUUUGGACGCAGGAAGGCGAAGAGCCGACCUCUCAGCGAGUGUUUCUCUCGGCGUUUCCUGAUUUUGUGCCUGCGCGGGUGCCAUCUCUGAUGGAAGAGCUUCCUGAUGGGAUCUCCCGCAUCGCCGUUUUUAUGCCCGAUGAUGGCUCAUGGAUGAAGCUUGAUAUCCUGGCUGGGUGCACGGUUCAGCCACUGGGCGAGCAGCGUGAGGUGCUAGUGCGUCUCAUCACCUUCAAUGAUCUGGACUGUCCCGGUCUUCCUCCUUUUGCUGCACACGCUUCUGGUCAAGUGGCGAAGCGGCGUCGAGACCCUUCUGCCAAUGGGGAGGACGAUCUGUCAUCUAAGCCUAAGAAAGGAAGGACUAUGGAGCCGCGUCUCAUGUUUCCAUCUCAGUAUCCAUUCCGCACAGUAUGGGACUACGUGAAAAACGUCGAUAGGCGGAAGCGAAGGGAUAGAUCUAUGACUGUAGCAAAGGCUCUAAAGCUUGUCAAUGAAGCUACCAAGGUCGAUUGCAAGGAGUCCACGUUGAACGAUAUCAAACGGUGGCUCCGGCAAGGAGAUGUGGACGUGUGGGAGCGUUUUCUUCAGCUGGGCUUGUUAGAGGGGGGUUCCUUUGGCGACUACAAAGACGCUGUCAAAAACCGGUCUCCGGAACAGACUUCGUUACCAUGGAAUCCUAUUCAUCCGGGUCCUACUCCUCCUUCUGACGUGGAUCCCUCACCUUCUUCAGCCCAUGCUCCGAUUGUCCCGAGUUUACAAGACUUCCGAGAGUUAGACAUCGUGUCCGACACUGACCCCUCCGAGCCUGGAAGUCUGGUGAUGGACAUCACACUUGACAGCGAGCAUGCUCCGUCGAGUCCCGUUCCAGAGUGCGCUACAGACGAGGAGAGCAACUUCCAAUUCGCUCAUAGCCCCAGCACUGCACUUGACAACAUAUCCGCCAUCGAACCCUCUUUCUUGGCCCAUGUCCCAUCACUGCCCAUGUCCGAUGUGUCCGCCUAUCUCCACACUCUGUCUUUGGAUGUCGCAUCUUCACUUCUUGCGCUCCGAGUCGCUGCUGCUGAAACCACUGCCGACCAAUUAUUCUCUAAUCCCGUUUCGGUUCCAUCACUCGCUGGCAACUCUGAAGCAGGCAUAUCGAUCGACAUAUCAUGUUCCGAUGACAUGCGUAAUUUCGAUGCAUCGGACUUCGCAUUUGGUUUCGACUUCACGAGCUCGAUGCCAGACAUAUUUCAUAAUGAAGGCCCAGUGUCUACUUAA
This is a messenger RNA of Dichomitus squalens LYAD-421 SS1, 1806 nucleotides long. RefSeq lists its product as uncharacterized. The coding region runs from base 61 to 1806 and encodes 581 amino acids. The transcript has 5 exons. NCBI's taxonomy places the organism in Eukaryota, Fungi, Basidiomycota, Agaricomycetes, Polyporales, Polyporaceae. The record is from RefSeq and is a predicted model, not a curated record.